GCGCAUGAACAUAUCGAAGCCCACAGAGAAAAGCACGCGCCUCAACCAAGUUAUAGCAGAAGUCGUUUCUUUCAUCCAAACUAGCUUGUUCGAGGUGGACAAACUGAUUCUUAACACCCGCCUUGACAUCGAGGACUCGCCGAAGUUGAUCCGAGUGCUAGAUACCUAUCGGGUUCGAUACUUCUACUGCGGCAGCAUUUUGGUGAUCAUGGGAGAAUGCCCAUUGAAUUCUGUCGUUGAUAGUCUCGUGCAGAACAUUCUCGACCAGCGUUCAACGAUCCUACCGCGUGAAUUGUGUCGCUAUCUCUCAAACCACAAAAUGAGUAUUGAUUGCAGCGGAAUCAUCAAAGGAAAAGGAAUCAAGCCGCAGCUGCGAACCAAAAUACCUGAUCACACAAUCACCUUUCGUCACCCUGGUGAUGGUGAGCUCUCUACCACAAUCAUGAUGGAAACCGGAUUUUCAGAAUCUCGAGAAGAUCUUCACCGAGAUAUGCUCCAAUACUUCAAGCAUUAUGAGCCUGCGCAACUGGUUGUUCUACUCAAGAUCAAGGAAGACAAAAAGUAUCGCACCUCACGCACGGAUCCGGGUUUUCGAGACCGCGCGGCUAGACUCCUCUUGCGCUUCGGCAACGACCUGGGGAAACAGAAACAUGCCACAUACUUGGAGAAUAGCGCCCAUGAUGCGUCUGUCACGGCCGACCCUUAUACGGAAAAGCACGUCCGAAAGCAAAUCAAAGUUGAAGAUUGGAUCGGCACCAUUGAAGCCGACCUCGAGCUUUGGGAAUUGAUUCACUCUGAGCCACGACUACGCGGUGGCCGCACUCGCCUAUAUCCCACCCCUGACCGAAAUUCCGUACCGUACAUUUAUGCUGGAGACCUGAUCCCUUUGAAACUACACGAUGACUUCCCGAACCUCGAUGUGUCUCAAAGACUCGCUAUCAAUACUGAUCUACUCUUUGAGGAGAUGGCAGCGCUUAUUCCGCGUUUUGCUUGUUGGCGUGCCACCAAAUUUUUCAGACCGAAGGACGAAGACGAGGAUAUCGACUUUAGUGCGGAUGUCGAAGAAGGUGAGGAAUAACUAGUGCUGCUAUUCUCCCCAACCAAAAGCAGCUUGACCGCAUCGGCGAAGGUUUCUCUUAGCUUGUAUCCAUACCUUAAUUACUAGCAGCCUUUUCUUUAAUUCAACAAGUUGCUUUGCCGCUGGU
Messenger RNA from Aspergillus aculeatus ATCC 16872, 1205 nucleotides. RefSeq lists its product as uncharacterized. Bases 5 to 1078 code for a protein of 357 amino acids. The transcript is spliced from 2 exons. NCBI's taxonomy places the organism in Eukaryota, Fungi, Ascomycota, Eurotiomycetes, Eurotiales, Aspergillaceae. The record is from RefSeq and is a predicted model, not a curated record.